Thunnus maccoyii (southern bluefin tuna) is the source of this 3614-nucleotide messenger RNA. RefSeq names its product collagen alpha-1(IX) chain-like. The transcript has 38 exons. The record is from RefSeq and is a predicted model, not a curated record. Bases 43 to 2892 code for a protein of 949 amino acids. Lineage: Eukaryota; Metazoa; Chordata; Actinopteri; Scombriformes; Scombridae.
CUGAGCCUGUCUGUCCCCAGUCAAGAGGAAGGGGAGUGAAACAUGGCUUUCCACUGCUCUGCUUUGAUGAGAAAGCAACCAUGGUAUCUAUCGAUGUCGGCUUACUCCCCUGUCUGUAUGGCUCUGCUGUCCCUCCUCCUUGCUCCAGCACUUGGACAACUGGACCUUAACCGCUUGGAUGGCGAUACCGUCUGCCCACCAAUGAGAAGCGGACAAGAUGACCUUCCAGGUUUUGAUCUGAUCACACAGUUCCAGCUGGAUGUGAUCCCUCUGAAAGGUGUGAGGAAGGUGGAUGGCUCCACUCCCCACCAGGUGGCUUACCGCCUCGACAGGGAGGCCAACUUCCAAAUUCCAACCAUGCUGAACUUUCCCCGCGGUUUCCCUGACGAGUACUCCUUCAUGGCGACCUUCCGCAUGAUCAAGAACACAGUGAAUAAGGUGUGGAACAUCUGGCAAAUAGUCGACGAAGACGGCUACAAACAAGCCGGACUGAGGCUGAAUGGUGACCAGCAGGCUCUGGAGUACUUCCUGAUGGGUGCCGAUGGCAACCUGCAGACCGUCACCUUCCCUGGCCUGUCUGUGCUCUUCAAUACCAAGUGGCACAAGGUCAUGAUCGGUGUGGAGCGCGACCAGGUCACUCUGUAUGUGGACUGCCAGCCUGUGGAUCAGAAACCCAUCAAGGGCAAAGGCCCCAUCAACACAGAGGGAGACACUCUUAUUGGCAGGCUGGAUGCUGAUCCCGACUCCUCCGUAGUGUUUGAGCUUCAGUGGAUGUUGAUUCACUGCGACCCAAAGAGAGCCCAGAGAGAGAGCUGCAAUGAGCUGCCUGCCACCGAGAUGUAUGCCAAUGCUGAGCCUGACAAAUCAGUCCAAGGCCCCCCCGGAGCCCCUGGCCCAGAGGGCCCCCGUGGGCCCCCAGGAGAAAACGGUAGAGAUGGAAGAGAUGGUCUUCCAGGGUCUUCUGGCAGCCCAGGCAAUCCGGGCAGCAAAGGGGAGCAGGGGGAGAUCGGUCUUCCUGGACAGAGAGGCCUGCCUGGCCUUCCAGGACCAGCUGGUUCUCCUGGCUCAAUGGGACCCAGAGGGCCUGUGGGAGAGAGAGGACUUCCUGGCUUUCCUGGGCUCCAAGGUCCACCUGGCCCAACAAGUCAAGGACCCCCUGGACCACCAGGGAAACCAGGAAUCCCAGGAGAUGAAGGAAAUAUUGGGCCUGAGGGUCAACCUGGACCCAGAGGGGGACCCGGCACCCCAGGGCUUCCUGGCCCUCCUGGUCCACCAGGACCAGCAGGACCGCCUGGUGCCAGCAAUGAGGGAAGUGGGGAAGCUUGUCCUGCUGCCUGCCCUGCUGGGCCUCGGGGGAUGCCUGGGCCACCAGGAGUGAAGGGACACACAGGUGCGGCUGGUGAGAAUGGAAAAGAUGGAGAGCCUGGAGAGAAGGGAGAGGCUGGACUACAAGGUGCUCAGGGUCCACCAGGUCGCAUGGGAGAUGAUGGGCAAAGAGGGCCCAUUGGAUUCCCAGGAGCUGCAGGAGAGAAGGGAGACAGAGGUCCUCCUGGUUUCAAUGGCAACCCCGGACCAACCGGCCCACCUGGAGCUCCUGGUGUGGAGGGAAUCCGUGGACGUCAGGGUUUGGAGGGGCCUAAGGGUGACGAAGGAGCAGUGGGACCUCAAGGAGAGCGGGGUCCUGCAGGCGAAAAAGGAGAUGUUGGAGAGCCUGGCAAAGAUGGCUUGGAUGGGCUUCCUGGAGCUGAUGGCGCCAAGGGAGAGGCUGGUACUCCUGGAGCUGGUGGUAUCAGGGGGAUUGUCGGCAUUCCAGGGCUUCCAGGCAAGCAGGGAGUAGUUGGACCCCCUGGUGCAAAGGGUGAUGUUGGUGCCGAGGGACCCAUCGGGCCAGUUGGACUUCCUGGAAAAACAGGUGAGCCUGGAUCAGCUGGAGAAGAUGGCAAACCAGGAGAUAAAGGAGCAACAGGUGAAACAGGAAAACAAGGGCCAGUGGGGCCUGCAGGUCCAGCAGGCAUCCAAGGUGACAAAGGAGAUAAAGGUGACACUGGUGCUAAAGGAAUAAAAGGUCAUACUGGACACAAAGGUGACCAGGGACCUAUGGGACCAGUGGGACCAAAAGGAAGCAUGGGGGACACAGGUUUUGCAGGAGAUCCCGGGGUCAAGGGAGACCAGGGCCCUCCUGGUGUUUCUGGAAUGAAAGGAGAGCAUGGAGAGAAGGGCCAGAGAGGAUCAACAGGAGCUGAUGGCAGACCAGGCCUGCCGGGCCACGAGGGUUUGGCUGGUCCAAUGGGAGUUCGAGGGCUGGAGGGAGAACCAGGCCUUCCUGGAUCACCAGGCCCCAGAGGUCUACCUGGCCCAAAAGUGAGUGAUGAGAAGCUUCGGGAAAUGUGCUCAGUCGUUGUUGAAGAACAACUAGCAGAGUUUAUGAAAGAGUUUCUGAAGAGGCCAGCAGCCAUUGGUGCCCCUGGUAUCGCUGGACCGGCAGGACCUCCCGGCCCCGCUGGACCACCUGGAGCAGCAGGAGCAGCAGGAGCUCCAGGGCCAAUGGGUCUCAAAGGCCAUCCAGGCUUCUUUGGACUUCCAGGUGCACCAGGCAAGAAAGGUGAUGUGGGAGAAAAGGGAGAUAAGGGAGACAAAGGAGAGGACGGUGUAGGAGUCAAAGGAAGCCCAGGCGCACCAGGUGCACCGGGUGCUCCAGGUGCUCCCGGUAUUGGUAAGGAUGGCAAAAACGGAGAGCGUGGUGACACAGGAAGUCCCGGUGCCCCAGGAGCAUCCGGUCCAAGGGGGCCCUCAGGGCCACCAGGCCUUUGUGACCCAUCAACCUGCAUAGGCCGAAUUCCACCUCUCUACAUGGUCAGUGGAAAGAAGUCGGCCAGCUACAAAAACCCAUGAAACAUCACAGUUCACUGACACACUCAGAUCUCAUCCUGCAGUGACCGAGUUUAAGGACUUCUCAGAAUUCAAGGCGUGGUGAUCUUUGGGAGUCUCCACUGGAACCACGGAUCUAAGAGACACAAAGGGAAACAGAGACAAAGCAACAACUGUAGAAUACUGUAUAGACAUUUUAACUUGUAUAUGAUUUUAGUGAGAGCUUAUCUGAUGGUGUGUACUCAAAGAUAGCUGCUACUGAUGCCAAAGCAACUUCUUCCAGCUGACGACAGGCCCACAGGCCCAUGAAUUGUCCGAUUACAACUGCUGACCCCUGGCUGUCCUUCUGUACCUUCAUGAAAACAAAUACGAGCAGAUAGUAAAGUAUUAAAAAGGUACAUGUCUCUGAUAUGCAUGUUUUUUUUAAUUUCUUGAAUAAGUGAACUGAAAACAUUACUUCUGCUAUUUUACUGUAGCUGCAUACCAGCUGCCAUUUUGACCCAGUGACUCUCAAUGCAAUAAUGAGCCAGUUAGGAGCAGAGUUUGGUGAAGUGGAACUAUGCUUUGUGUCUUUGCUUUCCAAGACAAAACUUAAAAAAUAUUAAUUUUAACAUCUUAAGAUUUCGCUACAAUUGCAGACCGGAGCUGACAACUAGCUGACAACUCCAACAAUUUACUUUCUAAUUUAGGAUCAUGACUUUGUUUCUCCUGAUUUUGUCAUAUUAAUGUUCUUUUUCAAACAAUGU